AUGACCAUGUUAGAAUUCUACACGAACAUUAAUCCAGGAUUGAUGCAGGACGGGAUGCAGCCGCCCCUCACCUGCACCGGGAGAACAGAACUGAGCGCCAGCAUCAAAAGGGAGAAGAUAGUCGAGAUCUGCGAAGGGUGCGGCCAAAAAAUUCAAGAUCGAUACCUGAUGCGGGUCGGAGAGCUCUCCUGGCAUGAGCACUGCCUCAGCUGCUGUGUCUGCGGGUGUCCGCUUGCUCACACCUGCUACACCAGAAACGCGAAACUUUACUGCAAACCCGAUUACGAUAGAUUGUUCGGGGUGAAGUGUACAAGAUGCGGCGACCGUCUUCUCCCACAAGAAAUGGUAAUGAGGGCCCAACAGUAUGUCUUUCACAUACAAUGCUUCGUCUGCGUGAUGUGUUGCCAACCGCUACAGAAGGGCGAACAGUACGUUAUUCGCGCUGGUCAAAUAUUUUGCAGGCAAGACUUUGAAAAAGAAAUGUAUCUAAUGCAGCAUGCUGAAGAUGACAUGAUUAUCGAUGAUUCAGAGCGUCCUAGAGACGGACGACGAGGCCCGAAGCGUCCUCGUACCAUCCUUACUUCUGCCCAACGCAGGCAGUUCAAAGCGUCUUUCGAGGUCAGUCCGAAGCCUUGCAGGAAGGUCCGAGAGGCACUCGCUAAAGACACCGGUCUGAGUGUUAGGGUCGUGCAAGUUUGGUUUCAAAAUCAACGAGCUAAAAUGAAAAAGAUCCAACGCAAAGCCAAACAAGAAGGCGACAAAAACGGUGACAAAGAGAAAGAUAAGGACGAAAAAUCGAUCAAACAAGAGUCGCCGACAAGCGAGCACGGAAAUUAUUUAGGUCUUGAUGGAUCAUACUCUGCCUCCAGCCAGCCAUUAAAUCCUAACCUUCCAUAUUCGCCCGAUGAUUACCCAGCGCAUUCAGGGGACAGCUUUUGCAGUUCCGACAUAUCCCUCGAUGGCAGCAAUUUCGACCAGCUAGACGAGGGCGCGUCCGACACAAUGAGCCUGCAGAAUCUGGAAGUGCAGCACCACAAUCACCAGCAUCCUGGCCACUCUGCACACGAGCCACUGAACCUCGGAACCGGAGCCGUCGUUAACCCGAUCGACAAACUUUACCUAAUGCAGAAUUCAUAUUUUAGUACUGAUCAUUGA
Bombyx mandarina (wild silkworm) is the source of this 1155-nucleotide messenger RNA. RefSeq names its product LIM homeobox transcription factor 1 alpha (gene Lmx1a). Gene Ontology annotation, molecular function: RNA polymerase II transcription regulatory region sequence-specific DNA binding; DNA-binding transcription factor activity, RNA polymerase II-specific. The record is from RefSeq and is a predicted model, not a curated record. Gene Ontology annotation, cellular component: nucleus. Lineage: Eukaryota; Metazoa; Arthropoda; Insecta; Lepidoptera; Bombycidae. Gene Ontology annotation, biological process: neuron differentiation; regulation of transcription by RNA polymerase II.